UUUAUAUUCUUUUUUUUUUUUUAUGUAUCUUGAUCCUACAAUAAUCUUUCAUGACUUUGGUUGCAAUUUAUUACAACCCACCCUUCAGUUCUGUGCCUUCAACGACAACAUCAAGCAGUAAAUGGAAACGAUUUUUUUCAAGAAAGCAUAAAAGACUUGGAAAAUCACCUACCACACUUGCUGCUGCCACAGAGAAAGUGUUGUGUCAAGAAGAGCAAGUGAAAUGUGAAGAUCUUACUGCUAAAGAAUUUGCUCAGAUUGCGGGUAUUAAAAUCAAGUCAUCCUCUUCAUCAUCAUCAUCAUCUCUUUCUGAUGGAGAAUGCGACCUUAAUACGAUUCAACCUAUCAUUCUUUCGCAAAUGACUUCUAUUUCUACUCGUACAGCUACUUCUUCAAAGAGUUGUCAUCAAAUCUGGGACUCUGAUUUCUGGCAAUCCAACACUAAUAAUAAUAAUGAUAAUGAUACCCUAUUUAUUUCUCGAUUACGCUCUAAUACACUCUGCUCAAAAAACAACAAUUUGACAGUCCCAGGCGUCAUUCAGAAAGGACGAUUCAAGAUUGUUGUAGGACAAGAUGAUUGUCAUGAACCUGUAAACCAACAUCAUCAUGUCGUACUUGAAUGGAAAAGAAAAAGAUCUGAUUCUUCUUCCACCAGUACAACGAAAAAGAAAUAAUUCCUAUAUGUUUAUAUAUAUGUGUGUGUAUAUGCUCCCCCUUUUUUUUUUCCCUUUUAUUCACUUUCCUUAUUCCAAUAAAUCUUUUGUUGUACAUACUUUACAAAAAAAAAAAAUUUUUUUUUUUUUU
Gilbertella persicaria is the source of this 804-nucleotide messenger RNA. RefSeq lists its product as uncharacterized. Bases 51 to 674 code for a protein of 207 amino acids. NCBI's taxonomy places the organism in Eukaryota, Fungi, Mucoromycota, Mucoromycetes, Mucorales, Choanephoraceae. The record is from RefSeq and is a predicted model, not a curated record. The transcript has a single exon.